GUGGCUCUGUGAUAGCGUGCCGGAGACGCGGUGCGACUGUACACUGGCUUCAUCUUCAGCGGCUCAGAAACACACGGAAAAUUAGCAGCACCAAGCUAUGGCCCACAACUGAUGCUGAGAGUGCUUGAGAUGGCAGAAGGGAUUCAUGUUGGCGAAAUGCCCUCAUGUGAACUAGUCUCAAGUGCUGAAGCAAAAAAGAGGCCCAAUUCAUCUGAUGGAAGUGAGGAACCAAUGAGGAAGAUGCCUGUGUCCAAAUUUGGCCCGAGACCACGUUUCGAGCCAGUACACUUUGUCAGUGGCAGCAGCAGCAACACCAGUGGAUUAGGGCUUGCUGAUGAAAAAGAAAACGAGAAACAGCGUAGAAGCGGGGAGGUGAAUAGCACAAGGCAGAGGGAGCCAGACCAUCCACACAGCAGUAGCCAUGGUUAUGGUCCUCCUUCAUCAUCAUAUGCUUAUGACUCUUGGUCUGAUCGUAGAGGAAAGGACAUGUCCUUCGGCAACAAGAGCGGUUUUGGUUAUGGGGGCAGGGGGCCCUCCUCAAACUUUAUGGGAAAAAUGCAGCAGGAAUACACCGCAAGAUAUGAGGCACAUAGUGCAAGACAGGCAAACUCACCCCCUCAGUCAAGCCGGUUUGAUAACUAUGCAGGGGGAAGGCCUGGACGCUGGGAUUCGGGAAGGCAUGGCUUGGGCUUUGGGCAUAAGGACAGACCAUCAUCUAGCAAAGGUUUGAGUCGAGCCUAUGAUAGCCCAAGCAGAGCCAGUCCUGGCCUGCUCCCUACACCAUCUAUGCCAACUCCAGUUCCUCCAGCUGCCCUGGAUGAGAAGCAGAGAUUAAUUACCAGAGUUGUAUCUGCUGUAGCAGUAACACUUCGUGACCCUGCAUUCGUGGGUGGACCUGAUGGUCCAAACUACAAUUUCAUUCUCAGCCGCAGCAUUCAAGCCUGUAAAACUAACCCAGAGUACAUUUAUGUUAAUUUAAAAGAUAUUCCUCUGUCUGACCUUCCCAAGAAUAAAAAAGUGCCAGGUGAGGGCUAUGCAUGCGAGCUGAGAUGUUCAGGUGUGUACCUUGCGACAGGAUACUCUGGCAGCAAGAACGGUGCCAGGGACCGUGCAUCAGAGCAGGCGGUAAAACUUUUCAUGAAACCAGUGGAGGUCCGUGUUGUGCAACGCCUAUAUAAGCGCAAUUAUGUCAAUGACUUGGUAGUCUGCCAGCUCAACACACCCGUCCCAGCCUUAGUUCCUCCUCUACGUAACCCAGAGGACAGCCCACCACCUAGUACCAAGGGUCAGUAUGUGCCUGAUAAAAGCAAACACUGGACAGAGUUUGUCAUAAUGGAAAAUGCCCAUGAUGCCAUUUGCAUCCUCAACAAUUCUGCUGCUUACAACCGCAUGAAAAUUGACUAUGCCUUUGAUCCAAUACCUAAUAGCAGUGCAUGGGUGUGUAGCGUAUACUUGCAAGGUGAACUUUUGGCUCAAGCUAGAGGGACAAAGAAGAACUCGAAACACACUGCAGCUGAGGAGGCUGUAAAAAAGCUACGAAUGAACCAGGCAGUUCGCCAACAGCAGGAACAACAGGAACAAUACCAACAGCAGCAGGUCUCUCAAGGACACUACAAUGCUGAUCAACCAGUUGGCGGGGUUGGCCAGUAUGGUGGACGAAAGAAACAUCUCAGUGAACUGGUCAUUCUAGAAAACUCUGACAAUGCCAUUUGCAUCAUUAAUGAUACAGCACAGUUCAAUAAGGUGGCUGCCGACUACAAAUUUACUGUGCUUCCAGACCAUCGCUGGAGGUGUGAGGUUUAUAUUGAGGGUCAGUUUGUGGCUGAAGGCCUUGGUCCCAAAAAGACUGUUAAACACAUUGCAGCCAAGGAGGCCAUUGCCACACUGAAACGUACACAAGCAGUGGUAAAGUCAAACCUUAGGAAAGAAGGCAAUGUAGAUGCCAUUUCCAGAAAUCAAAUUCUGGCUCGUGCUGGGGAGGAGGCCACAGGGCAGGAAAUAAACGAGGACAAUAUUGGUAACCAGUUGCUCCGCAAGAUGGGCUGGACAGGUGGUGGGUUGGGUCGAGAGGGAGAAGGCAUAGCUGAACCAAUCAUGGUUAAAGAACAGUUCAGUAGGGAAGGACUUGGUAUGGACAUGGAUAAACACGGUCAUCUGACGAAGCGCGAUAUUGAAGAAAUCAUACGCAAUUAUGCUUGUUCAGAGCGCCAGGAUGACCUGCGCUUCUCCACUGAGCUCAAUAAUGAGGAACGGAAGCAGAUUCACCAGGUCUCCCAAAAAUAUGGUCUGCGGAGCAAAUCUUAUGGCCAGGGACGACACCGCUUCCUUGUGGUAAGCAGGAGAGUGCAGAAGGAUCAACUGAUUGGUCAGCUGCUGCAGGAGGGUCAGGUUGGACGAUAUGAGCUGGUAAAACCUCAGGCAUCUGAAUGACUAGACCUCAAUGAACCCUACAUGUAACCAUUAUUGAGGAGAAAAGAUGAACUUAUGUUUAUUGGUUUCAAAAACAGUUUAAAAUGUAUUUUUCAAACAAAAAAAAAAGUGUCCACUAACAUCAGUUGCUUCUGCCUUCCUGGUAAUAAACAUCUUUAUUUAUGGCAGAGUCCCCUCCCCCCAAAUGUUCUGCCAUAGUUUGAAGAUUACAGUUAAUUUGAGCAGGGCACUAUAUUGUACACAAGCUACUUACUAAGAUUAGUCAUAUCUUGUAUCCUGUCAUUUUUAUGGACAUAAAUGUUGGUAGUGAGUUUUAUGACAGCAUGUGCUAUCAAACAUUCCAUUUUCAUGAAAGUCAUGAUCGACAGCACAUCCUGUUCAUGUACCCGACCCUCAAACAUUUUAACAAACUAAGAACUCCUGAAUUACUGUUUCAGAUUUGUACAUUACAGUCGGGUAACUAUUGUUAGCGGUAUUGUAAACACCUAAGGUACCAUCAAAAGCCAGUUAUCCAAGCCACCUACCUUUCCUCGACCAAUGCCUGAACAGCAGUUGUGCUUUUCUCACGAGUUUUUUGUGAGAUCUGUUGUGUCUGCUUGUUGUAUAUUAAAGGAUUUAAUCUGGUCAAUA
Messenger RNA from Clarias gariepinus (North African catfish), 3060 nucleotides. It is a transcript of the gene nkrf, whose product is annotated as NFKB repressing factor. NCBI's taxonomy places the organism in Eukaryota, Metazoa, Chordata, Actinopteri, Siluriformes, Clariidae. Gene Ontology annotation, cellular component: nucleolus; nucleoplasm. The transcript is spliced from 3 exons. Gene Ontology annotation, molecular function: nucleic acid binding. Bases 112 to 2430 code for a protein of 772 amino acids. The record is from RefSeq and is a predicted model, not a curated record.